This is a messenger RNA of Dictyostelium purpureum, 1770 nucleotides long. RefSeq lists its product as uncharacterized. The record is from RefSeq and is a predicted model, not a curated record. Bases 1 to 1770 code for a protein of 589 amino acids. The transcript has a single exon. NCBI's taxonomy places the organism in Eukaryota, Evosea, Eumycetozoa, Dictyosteliales, Dictyosteliaceae.
AUGAUUCUAUUUCCACCCCUAUCUAAUGGCAAGCUAUCAUCAGUUUCAAAACUAGAUGGCUCUCUAUAUGUUCAUAUACCAAUAAAAUCAAAUAAUAAUAAUCAAAAUAAUCAAAACAGCCAAAAUCAAAAUCAAAACCAAAAUCAUAAUCAUAACAAUAAUAAUAAUUUAAAUGAUAAAAGUUAUUCGAAAAUUCAAAAUCAGCUAUCUAUAGAAGAAGAUGAGCUAUGGAUAAAGAGUCAAGAAGAAAAGUCAAAUCAAAUAUCAAUGCAUUUAAUGUCAUUUGAUCCCAAAAAGAAAUACAUUGGAAUUUAUGAUCCUAACGAAUAUAUAGCGUCAAAUAAAAAUUCAAAUAAUUCGAAAGCAAAUCUUAAAAGUUCGUCCGGAAUUAAUAACAAUAUUGCAAAUAAAAAAAAUGAAGUGUUUCAAAGAAAAAGACCGUUCAAUAAUAAUCAAAGUGGAAAUACCAGUGUUAAUAUGACCGAUAACAAUGACUUUUAUAUACAACCCUCACCAGUUCCAAAUAAUAACAUUAACAAUAACAAUAAUAGUAAUAACCUAAAUAAUAGAAUUCUACCAAAUAAUUCAAAUAAUCAAAGAAGUUUUCUUGGCGAUGACGAUGACGAUGACGACGAUGAGGGCAAUGAGGAUGACUUCGACGAUUAUAAUUUAAAUAAUGGUGACUAUGAUGACUACGAUGACUUUGACAAUCACUUAAUAUCACCAAACCAUAGCAUAAGCCAGUAUGAUGAAGAUAUUAAAAGAAAUUUAUUCUCUAGUGGCAAUAUGGAUAUUAUUAACGAAAGCAGUAGCAUUGAUGAAAAAUCAAUUCACUUUACAAAAGAAGAAAGAGAAGAGCAGUUUAGAAUCCAACAGCAUAUUCUAUUUGAAAAAGAUCAACUAAAUCAACAAAAACUUUAUAAUGAUGGUGAUUAUGAGGAGAAUGACAGCGGAAUAGAAUACCAGGAUAUGGAUGAAUCAUCCUCUUUUAUAAACAACUCUUGUAAUAUUAGUAAUAAUAGUAGUAUUGAAAAUAAUCAACUUCAGUUUAAUUUCAAUAAUAAUAACAAUAACAUAGAUAACAACCAUGAUAACCAUAACGCAAACAACAACCUCAAUAACUACGUCAACAACUCAAACAACACUGAUAUAUCAGAUGACAGCUUUGAUAAAUAUUAUAAACAAAUUGAAGAAAGAAAAAAACAACUACAACCAACAAAACAAGAAAGAAUAUCCCUCAAUAAUAGUUCUCUUGGUUUAAGCAGCCAUGGUAAAAUUAAUUUUGAUGUUAGCGAAGAACUUUCAGAUAUCAAUAGUAAUAACCAAUCAACAAGCCAUCACUCAUCAAUUAACAACUCUGUUGAAAUGGAUGAUAAUGAUAUGGAUACCUCAUCAAUGGACCAAAGUUUAAAUAACAGUAUUAAUAAAAACAAUAAUAACAAUAAUAACAAUAAUAGCUUUAGAUUAUCACAAACCCCAUUAUCCUCAAGGAAAUUCAAUCAAAUUUUUAAAACUCCAAACUCAAUGAUUUAUAAUGAUAAUAGUCUAAACAACAAUAACAGCUAUGAUUUUGAAUAUUUAGAAAAUCACCAUCAACCAACAAAAAGACAACCAAACUCCAUUCAAAGAAAUAGAUUAAACUUUGGCAGUAAUGAUGAUAGUUUUGAUCAGCAAUAUAAUAAACUACAUCAACAACAGCAGCAACAACUGGAUGAUAGUAAUGUUGAAUGUAAUGAUCAAUCAAUGGACAUAUCAGUUUCAAUGGAUUAA